AACAAACCGUAGAAGAAAAAAAUCCCGGAAGUGCAAUGUUGUUAUUGUGAACCAGAUAAGACUUUCCUUUUUUAACUUUGUUGAUUAUAAACAUUUUGGACAAAAAGUUGGGAUGGAAAAGCUGAUCAGUUGUUUUAGGAAGAGGCCGGAUGCUGUAGCCAGGUUGAUUUGUUUCCCCUGGGCAGGCGGAGGCUCCAUACAUUAUGCACGCUGGGGGAACGUCCUUAAUAACUCCAUAGAAGUGCUUGCUGUCAAACUUCCUGGGCGGGAAAGUCGAGCCACGGAGCCUUUCUUUGAAAAUAUGCAACAGAUUGUGGACGAGCUUCUUCAUGUCUUGUUGCCACUUUUAAAAGAGAAGCCGUUUGCUCUUUUUGGCCACAGUUUUGGUGCGUACACAAGCUACGCUGUUGCUGAGGCACUGAAGAAAACCCACAACAUUGAGCCGGUUCACAUCUUCCUGUCUGGUGCAUCUGCACCUUAUUCGGAGGUCCGCAUGAAAGCGGCCAAAAGGAGCGACUUAUCCGACGAGCAUUUCCUGGAGUGGCUGACUUCCAUCGGAGGAACUCCACCUGAGCUGCUCGCCAACCAGGAAGUGCUGAGACUCUUCCUUCCUGCCUUGAAGGCCGACCUGCACCUGGUGGAGAACUACCAGUGCGUGCGACCAGUCAGUCCCUUCCUGUCCUGUCCAAUCACGUGUGUGGAUGGCAGAGAGGAUGUUCCUCAUGACUUGCAAGCGUGGAAAGAGAUCACAGCCGGAGAUUUCACCGUCACAAUGCUUGAAGGAUCUCAUUUUUACCUCAAGGAUCCCAGGAACGAAAGAAUCAUCUUGGACUUUAUCACCAAAAACCUAGAAAUGUCAGGAAUGGACUAUUUGUGAGGAAAUAUGAAUGGAUUUAACCUCUUAAGGCCCAAGCUGUUUGUUUACAUGCUUUUUUUAUUUCUCUUUGCUAUUUGGGCUAAUUGGACCCUAAUUAGAAUAAAAACUAAGAAUCAUCUUUUGAUAUGAUGUACUUAGUCCAUAAGUACACACACAUGUACUUCAUGUUUAGUGACAUGCUAAUUCUUAUUUUUACUUUUUUUUUCUUCCAAAUUCCAUUGUAUGUUAUACUCUUCUGACACCACCAGAUGGCAGUAUAAGUGUCCACAUAAGUGGCCAUAAGACCCCAAUUCAGUAGUGUACACAAUUUUGUAAAUAAGAGCUAAAAGGUGCUGUCCACGCAUGUGACCACUAAGCCUUUAGAGGUUUUAAUGGGACAUUUUUUUUGUUUUUUGCCAAAAAUUUUCAUUUAUUGUUAUUUAAUUUGACCACGGCCUUUUCUAACCUUUCCCACUACAGGCUCUAAUAUUAACAUUACUUUUGAUUUGAAUCAUAUUCAAUAAUGAUUUAUUUCCUACUUACAGUAUAACAGGAUACAACUUGUCUAAUGAUAAGAAGCCAUGAAUCACAAAGAUUAUUAUCAAGGCUUAGGUCAGGCUGAUGACUAAAAUAAAUACUCAUGAAAGAAUAAUUGACAUACAGUGCUAAAAUAAAUACAUUAUGAGUAAAUUGGUGUUUUUUUUAAACUGUCAAUAAAAUGAAAGUGCAAUAUACUGU
Messenger RNA from Nerophis lumbriciformis (worm pipefish), 1594 nucleotides. RefSeq names its product oleoyl-ACP hydrolase (gene olah). Lineage: Eukaryota; Metazoa; Chordata; Actinopteri; Syngnathiformes; Syngnathidae. Gene Ontology annotation, biological process: lipid biosynthetic process. The record is from RefSeq and is a predicted model, not a curated record.